Messenger RNA from Sceloporus undulatus (fence lizard), 3135 nucleotides. RefSeq names its product integrin subunit beta 2 (gene ITGB2). The record is from RefSeq and is a predicted model, not a curated record. Bases 433 to 2748 code for a protein of 771 amino acids. Gene Ontology annotation, cellular component: focal adhesion; cell surface; integrin complex. Gene Ontology annotation, biological process: cell adhesion mediated by integrin; cell-matrix adhesion; cell migration. The transcript is spliced from 16 exons. Lineage: Eukaryota; Metazoa; Chordata; Lepidosauria; Squamata; Phrynosomatidae. Gene Ontology annotation, molecular function: amyloid-beta binding; integrin binding.
AGACACUGGUUUAGUACAGAAACAGCUUCCUUGGAAUCAGAUGUAAAGGAGAUAGAGCUGGGGGGACAUCAGCAUAUUGGUGGCACUCCCGCCCAAAACUCAAGAUGACCUCUCCCAGUGGUUUCAUGUAAAUAUUGAACAGCAUGGGGGACAGAACUGAGUCCUGAGAGACACCACAGGCUAGUAGCCAGGAUAUCCAACAGGUGUCCCUCAACACAACCUUCUGGGUCCACCCCUCCAAGUAGGACUGGAGCCCCCAUAAGACAGUGCCUUCAAUUCCCAUCCCAGAGAGAUGACUGAGAAGAAUACCAUGGUUGAUGGUACUGAAACCUGCCGAGAGAUCCAGCAGAGCCAUCAGGGACGCCUUGUCCAUUUUCCUAUGUAGGCCAUCCACCAAGGCAACUAAAACCGUCUCCAUCUCAUAGCCAGGAAAUGAUUCGUAAAUGUUUGCUUUUGCUAUUUGGAGCUGAGCUACUGAUCCUGACAACAGCAAUUUCUCUUGAAUGCACCAAAUACAACGUAAAAACAUGUGAAGAGUGCAUCACAUCUGGCCCUGGCUGUGCUUGGUGCAAAAAGCGGAAUUUCACAAAAGUUGGAGAGCCAGAUUCUAUUCGCUGUGACACUGAGCAACAGCUCCUACUGAAAGGAUGCGAAGGGGACGUCAUUUUCCCCACAAGUGUUGCAAUUCCCGAGACGUCUGAUACAUCCAGCAAGAAUAAUCAACUUUCUCCUGGGGUGCACAGUGUGAGAUUAAGAAAAGGUCAACCUGCUGUUUUUAACUUGACAUUCCGCCGUGGUGAGGAUUAUGAAAUAGAUCUCUACUACUUGAUGGACCUCUCUUACUCUAUGGAAGAUGACCUGGCAAUUGUGAAGAAGCUAGGAGGGGAUCUGCUCCAGGCUCUCAGAAGCAUGACCAAAUAUGCUCGUAUCGGAUUUGGUGCCUUUGUGGAUAAGACAGUGCUGCCUUUUGUUAACACACACCCAGAAAAGCUGCGAAAUCCCUGUCCAAAUAAGGAUCCCAAGUGCCAGCCACCAUUUGCUUUCAGACAUGUGCUCAGCCUCACAGACAACAUACAACGGUUUCAAGAAGAAGUAGGAAAACAGAAUAUAUCAGGGAAUCUUGAUGUACCAGAGGGAGGACUUGAUGCUAUGAUGCAAGCUGCUGUCUGUGGGAAUAAGAUUGGCUGGAAGAAUUCUACUCGACUAUUAGUAUAUGCUACAGAUGCUGGUUUCCAUUUUGCUGGGGAUGGUAAACUUGGAGCCAUCUUAACACCUUAUGAUGGAAAAUGCCACCUGGAAGAAAAUAUGUAUAAAAAGAGCAAUGAAUUUGACUAUCCAUCUGUUGGUCAGUUGAUACAGAAACUGAAAGAAAAUAAUAUCCAGCCCAUAUUUGCUGUUACCAGUGAAGUGGUUGAAACAUAUAAAAAACUCAGUAAGAUGAUCCCCAAGUCUGCUGUAGGAGAACUGAGGACCAAUUCUGAUAACAUCAUCCAACUCAUCCGGGAUGCAUAUAAUAAUUUGUCUUCCAGAAUUAUUUUGGAACAUGGCCCUUUGCCAAGUUCUGUCAAGAUCACAUAUGAUUCCUUCUGUCCUAACAAAAUACAUACCAAGGAUCAGCCAAGAGGAGAAUGUGACAGAGUAACAAAAAAUGAUAAGAUUACUUUUCAGGUGAAAAUUACAGCAACAGAGUGCAUUGAAAAUCAGACCAUUACUAUCCAGCCUCUUGGUUUCACAGACUCUUCCUCCAUUGUCCAUAUGAGCAGUCGGUGCAACUGUGAAUGCGAUGAGAAAACAUCAGAUAAUACAGAAUGCAAUAGACAAGGAAAAGUAGACUGUGGUAUCUGCAGAUGCUUUCCAGGCUUCAUUGGGAAGAAUUGUGAUUGCAAAACUGGGGGCAAAUCCAGCAAAGAACUGGAAAAGAGCUGCAGAAAGGACAAUGCCUCAGUCAUCUGCUCUGGCCUAGGGGAUUGUGUAUGUGGACAGUGUGUUUGCCAUACCAGUGAUAAUCCCAAAAAGCAGAUAUAUGGUACCUUCUGUGAGUGUGACAACGUUAACUGUGAGCUUCACAAUGGUCAGCUUUGUGGAGGAGAAGAACGAGGACGUUGUGACUGUGGGAAAUGCAAAUGCAACUCUGGCUAUGAUGGCAGUGCCUGCCAAUGCAAGUCUUCAACAGAUGGUUGUUUGAACAGCAAUAAGAGUGUAUGCAGUCUCCGUGGGGUGUGCCAGUGCAAUACAUGUCACUGUAACCCAGGCUACCAGCCCCAAUAUUGUGAAGAAUGCCCUGGCUGUCCAUCACCCUGUCCCAGAUACAUUUCUUGUGUUGAGUGUUUGGCCUUUGGGAAUGGCCCAUUUCAGAAGAACUGCUCUCAAGCUUGUCAAAAUAUUAUUCUGAAAGACAACGUAGUAUCCAAAAGUAAACCAUGCAAGGAGAAAGAUUCUCAAAACUGUUGGAUCUCUUACACAAUGUCGCAAAUGGAUGGAGAGAUGUAUUCGGUUACAGUCAAUCCCAACAAGGUGUGUCCAGAGCCUCCUAAUGUUGCAGCCAUUGUGGGAGGCACCAUUGCUGGAAUAGCUCUCAUCGGGCUUCUCCUUCUCUUGAUUUGGCGACUACUCACAGAGCUGAUUGAUCGCAAAGAAUAUCACAGAUUUGAGAAAGAAAAGUCCAAAGCAAAGUGGAAUGAUGCUGAUAAUCCUCUUUUCAAGAGUGCCACCACUACUGUUGUGAACCCCAGAUUCAAUGGCCAGUGAAGUGGAACUACAUUGACAUUGUGGAGCACAAAGAAACUCUUGGAAAGAGGAAGAGCAGAUGAAGACAACAGUUUUAUUCUCCACAGUGUCCCCUUCUGUCAUUGUCACACCAUGCAUUUCAGAAAACCUUUGUAUAGGUUUUGCAAACAUGUCACCAGACACCUCAUGGAGUUGUCAAAACUGUUCAUGUUCCACUAAUCACCCAUUACAUUUGAAGUUGGUACUUGGAAACCUAAAACAAAGGGAAUGUUUAUUGUAGUAUGUACAGAUUGAAAAUAUUUGUUGCAAAAUACACUCAUCCUUCCGUAUUUGCGGCUUUGAUAUUUGCAGCUUGGAUUAUUUACAGAUUUAAUAUGUUCUCUUUAGGAAUAUCUAGGUCCUCCAGUG